Uranotaenia lowii is the source of this 2049-nucleotide messenger RNA. RefSeq names its product 5'-3' exonuclease PLD3-like. Gene Ontology annotation, molecular function: catalytic activity. The transcript is spliced from 7 exons. NCBI's taxonomy places the organism in Eukaryota, Metazoa, Arthropoda, Insecta, Diptera, Culicidae. The coding region runs from base 200 to 1708 and encodes 502 amino acids. The record is from RefSeq and is a predicted model, not a curated record.
UCGGCAUUAGCUCUUCGCCAGCUUUCGACGGUGUCAGAUAUUUUUGUUUGUUUUUUUAGUGAAUAAUAGAACAUUUGUAUGCCAUCGAGAUAAUUUAGCGCGUACAUUUUUAUUUGCGGCCAUCUGUGCCAUUUUUGGUAUCCUUUCAUUUGCAAUCGUAUACUCUAUUUCCGUUACCUAAUUUCUGGAGCCAUUUAAAAUGACUAUUCAACUGCCAUUCUAUAAUAGGUCGAGCCAGGAUCAAAAACAAUCCACCAGUAUGCAUAAGGUAGUAGCUAAUGAUCCCAAAACUGCCGACGAUAGUGAUGGUUUAACCUGGGAAUACGUUGAGGAAAGCAGAUCAACACUUGCUUCUUGGUGCAAACCUUCCUAUAUUCCGAUCCUACUAACUUUCAUUCUGAUUGUGUUAGUAGUUUUACUCCCUUUGGUGGAUCACAAUGAAAGACAGUUUGAUUCACGAUCGAAAUCGAAGGACUACCGGCAAGAUAUGUGUAAUGAAGGCUGCAACAUUCAGCUUGUUGAAAGCAUACCCGAAGGACUUGUGUAUCCAAAAGGAAGCCCAGCUUUCAUGUCGACAUACGAUGCCUGGAAAAAUUUAAUUGAUAUGGCAACAGAUACUAUCGAGAUCGGAUCCUUCUAUUGGUCCCUACGAAGGGAGGAUGUUUAUAACCACUCCAGUGCAUGGCAAGGGGAAGACAUCUUCAAGAAAAUAUUGCAGACUGGCACCGAUAAAAAGAUCACUAUAAAGAUUGCUCAAAGCAUUCCUACGGCGGCAAAUCCUUGUACAGAUACUGAAAUUUUAUCAAAACGCAAGGCGGCUGAAGUACGAUCUGUAGAUUUUCCUCGAUUGGUGGGUGGAGGCGUUCUGCAUACUAAGUUGUUAGUUAUUGAUCGCAGUAACUUCUAUGUGGGUAGUGCAAACAUGGACUGGCGUUCGUUGACUCAAGUUAAGGAGCUUGGUGUGCUUGUCACAAAUUGUUCAUGUUUGGCGCAAGACAUAGUGAAAAUGUUUGAGGUAUACUGGGAUAUGGGUCAGCCAAAUGCUGAAAUCCCUAACAAGUGGCCGGAGGCAUACGCAACAAAAUAUAAUGCGAAUUCUACGCUUGCCGUUGAAUACAACAGCAAGUUCAAGCUGAACACUUAUUUUUCGAGCUCUCCACCACCAAUGACGACAAACGGUCGCACCCAUGAUAUUGAUGCAAUUUUGGAUGUCAUACAUCGUGCCGACAAAUUUAUUCAUAUAUCAGUUAUGGAUUAUUUUCCACUAACUUUAUACACUGCUAAGCCAGAAUUCUGGCCGGUAAUCGAUGACGCCAUACGCCGGGCAGCUCUUGAACGAAAGGUAACCAUUCGCUUGCUGAUUUCGUUCUGGAAACAUUCGCGCGCUUCGGAACAGUACUUCCUCAACUCCUUACAAGCCCUGUCAGAAUCUCUGGACGGAGUUUCGAUUGAAGUACGCCGGUUUAUUGUACCCGCCAGUGACGAUCAGGCCCAGAUUCCAUUCGGCCGAGUUAACCACAACAAAUACAUGGUGACCGACAACACCGCGUACAUUGGAACAUCCAAUUGGUCCGGUGAUUACUUCAUCGACACGGCCGGUAUCGGAUUAGUGAUGUCAACAUUCGAAACCGAUGGCACCAUUGUGCGAGAUUUACAAGCCGUGUUCGAAAGGGACUGGAGCAGCAAAUAUGCGAUGUCGUUCGAUUAAUUGCGCUCAAAAUUUGGCAUAAAAAAAAUCCAAAUUCUAAAAUCUGGCGACACAAACAAGUAACAAAAGCAAAAAAUAAGAUCUCUUCUGUAAAAAUAUUUCCGAUCGCAGGAGUAAUUGUAAUAACUUUCUAUUUUUAACUCGAUCAUCUUCAACAGCCAUACAGAAAAAAUCAAACUAGAGAAUUUUUAAGGUUUAUAAAUUCCAUUCUAAUGUCUUUCUGAUAAUGGUUGGUUGAAAUUUUAUUAUGCGAAACUCAUUUCUCUUUUACAAUAUUAUUCGACAUUAUUUUUAGGAUAACUGGCUGUUAUUAUUUGUAAUAAAAAAGAACUCAAAGCUUG